AUGGGGCCAGACAUUGUUUGCAGUAUGCUUCCCUUCGACCACGGAGGACAUCUUACAUGUUCUACAUGGGAUAAGCAUGUAAAGCAUGUUGCACAAACCUUGGAGAUUUUGAGGCAGCGCAAAUUUUUUACUAAGGCAAGCAAGUGCGUUUUCAGACGGCAAGAACUGGAGUAUCUAGGGCAUAUAAUAACGCCUCAAGGAGUGAAGGUUGAUGAUAAAAAAAUUGCAGCUAUGCUCGCAUUGUCCCGACCUACUAACAUUUCUGAAUUGCGUGGUUUCUUAGGCUUGACAGGAUACUACCGGAAGUUCGUGCAAAAUUACGGCAUCAUUGCUCGGUCCCUCACCAACCUACUCAACAAAGGGAAGUACAGGUGGCAUGAAGAGGCCGAAACAACCUUCUCGGCACUUAAGCAAGCAAUGACCACCACUCCCACUUUGGCUAUGCCUAAUUUCAAUAAUUCUUUCACCAUUGAAACUGAUGCUUCGGGCGACUGA
Messenger RNA from Carya illinoinensis, 495 nucleotides. RefSeq lists its product as uncharacterized. The record is from RefSeq and is a predicted model, not a curated record. NCBI's taxonomy places the organism in Eukaryota, Viridiplantae, Streptophyta, Magnoliopsida, Fagales, Juglandaceae. Bases 1 to 495 code for a protein of 164 amino acids. The transcript is spliced from 2 exons.